Molecule: messenger RNA, 2828 nt
Organism: Labrus bergylta (ballan wrasse)
Lineage: Eukaryota; Metazoa; Chordata; Actinopteri; Labriformes; Labridae
Product: sulfide:quinone oxidoreductase, mitochondrial-like
Cellular component (GO): mitochondrion
Molecular function (GO): FAD binding; sulfide:quinone oxidoreductase activity
Source: RefSeq, a predicted model, not a curated record
UCGAAGUUCACGCAGGUUUUUCCAUGUGCAGCUGCCAGCUCAGUCGGACUUACGUUUCCAGAUUCAUUUAAGGAACUGGACUAAAGUGAAAGGAAGACAGUGCGGUUGAGAGCAGAGCUGUUGGUCGACACAGAAUGGCUGCACUGCACCGUCUGAGACAAUGCCACCCUGCAGGCAUUGCUAUCUCUCAUCUUCACACAAGCAGCCGGGCGUCAGCCAAACAGCAUUACAAAAUGCUUGUGCUCGGAGGAGGAAGUGGAGGCAUUGCGAUGAGUGCUCGGAUGAAGGGAAUAAUGGGAGCUGAGAACGUGGCUGUUGUGGAGCCCAGCGAGACUCACUACUAUCAGCCAAUAUGGACCCUGGUUGGUGCUGGUGCCAAAACCGUAGCCUCAUCGGGUCGUUCCACUGCGAGCGUUAUGCCGUCUGGAGUGAAGUGGGUGAAAUCUAAAGUUCAGGAAAUAAACCCGGCUACAAACACUGUUCGAACAGAUGACGGGAAUGAGAUCUCCUAUGAGUAUUUGAUUGUCGCGCUUGGUUUACAACUCCAUUAUGAGAAGGUUAAAGGACUGGCAGAGGGAUUGGAUCACCCAAAGAUUGGGUCAAACUACUCAGUGAAAACUGUGGAGAAAACGUGGAAAGCCCUGCAGAACUUCAAAGAGGGAAACGCUGUGUUUACUUUUCCAAAUACUCUUGUGAAAUGUCCUGGAGCUCCACAGAAGAUCAUGUACCUAUCAGAUGAUUAUUUCAGAAAGACAGGUAAAAGGGAAAAGGCAAACUUAAUAUACAACACAUCGCUCCCUGUGCUCUUUGGGGUCAAGAAAUAUGCAGAUGCAUUGUGGGACAUCGUAAAACAACGUGACCUACAAGUAAACCUGAGGACCAACCUGGUUGAAGUGCGGGCAGACAAGCAAGAAGCUGUGUUUGAAAAUCUUGACAAACCAGGCGAAACCACAGUGAUUGAGUAUGAAAUGCUUCAUGUCACACCACCAAUGGGACCCAAUUUGGUGGUUAAAGGCAGUCCACUGGCAGAUGAGGCUGGCUGGUUGGAUGUUAACAAAGAAAACCUCCAACACAACAGGUAUCCAAAUGUGUUUGGGAUUGGAGACUGUACCAACCUGCCGACAGCCAGGACAGCAGCUGCUGUUGCUGCACAGUCUGCUAUCCUGCACAGAACCAUAAGGAAAAUAAUGAAAAAUGAGAAGCCAGAUAAGAAGUAUGAUGGCUACACCUCAUGUCCAUUGGUUACAAGCUACAAUACAGUCAUUCUGGCAGAGUUUGACUACAAUUUGCAACCCCUGGAAACGUUCCCCAUCAACCAAGCCAAAGAAAGAAAAGUGAUGUACCACAUGAAAGCUGAUAUGAUGCCUCACCUCUACUGGCACGGCCUUCUAAGGGGCGUGUGGGGUGGACCAGCACCAUACAGGAAGCUCCUUCAUCUUGGGAUGAAAUGAGACUCCACCAUUAUUAUUGCGAGUUCAUAGUAACAUUCCCUAAACUUAAGGGAAAGAAGUAGCACAUUAAAUCAGUCGUUCUACUUAGGGCUGGACACACUGUAUACAGCGGCUAGUACAAUGGUCAAAUAAGUAGCACAUCAUAAUUAUUACUUCAAUAUGUGUUAAGUAAUACAUUAAAAUGAGUCACUUGGCCUGUGAGAAACACUGCAAAUUAACAGUGAAAUCUGCAGUCUUCUUGGCUUUUAGCUGCUUAAAGUUUAAUCAUUAUUUUAUGGUGACACAUUGCAAGAUCUUUCUGCUUUUAACAAACCCCAUCAGUGGCAUACUCAAGCUGAGUAGGGGCUAAAAAUCCAUUGGAAGGGCUCCUCAGAGCGCACUUUAUCACAAUGGAAGGGUCACUCAGAGGGAAAAUUUUUCAUCAACAUCCACGAGGGCAUUCUUGCAGGAUAUUUAAGGAAUGGAUAACAGUGUAGACCGAGCAGAAGUAAUAUUACUAAGACUGCUUCAAAAAAAUUGUGAGGGAAAAAGGGAUCGGUAUUAUAAGUGCAUAUUAUCACAAAGUAAUGUUCUUUAUGUCCAUGAAUUUCAUUGUAAAAUACUAUGUUCACUAUUUUUUCUACCAAACAUAUUGUGUAUGUGUUUGGCUUAACCACUUAGCAAACUGUCACUAGCACCAUUCUUAUCUUUUAAAUACAAAAUUAUUUUUUGUAUCAAGACAUUCGUUUUUAUCAGCAAUUAUUUUAAAAGAUGAAUCACUCUUUCAUCUUUAAAAUGAAUGUUUACACUUAAACAAUCUCAUGUAACCAUGCUGUUAAAAGCUAUUCUUAAAGAAAAAUCAGGAAUGUACACUCAGUAUAGUUUCUACCUUGUUGCAGUGUAAGGUAUUUUAUAUCCUGAGAUGUAACUGGCAUGUUUUGUAUGAUUUAGCAUCACUGGGAUUUUUACAUUGGGCCCCUACCACGGCCCAAACUAACCCGGAAAAUUUCUAUGACCGCACCUCCAUCACACAAAUGACCCAUAAAAACUAUGCUUUGUUUUACACCCUGAAAAUGGAAGAUAAAUAAUCACUGUAACAUUUCCUCAUAGUUUAAAAAUAAUUUAAACUUUGUAAUCUACACACCUUUCAGACAGUUGAAGCAGGGGGGAGAGGGGCCUUUGAGACACACACUUUAGUGUGAUGAUUGACCCAUUGACUGGAAUUUCUACUUUUGACACUCUAUCCAUUUCAUAAUCUUUAGUAGAGUUCAUUGUGAUGCAAUUUUCAUUUUCAAAUCCUAAUCAAGCUGCACACCCGCAAUAAUGUUGUUGGGAAAAAAACUGCUGCAAAAUGUAAAACAAAACCCUAAAUAAAAACAAAAAUGUUUUAAAAGCCUA